Blepharisma stoltei is the source of this 441-nucleotide messenger RNA. The record is from the annotation of a GenBank genome assembly. NCBI's taxonomy places the organism in Eukaryota, Ciliophora, Heterotrichea, Heterotrichida, Blepharismidae.
AUGAAUGAAGGAUUGCUCCCAUUGCUUGACAGUUCGGAAGAUGAGUCAGAAUUAGAUAACUUCCCUUUUACUAUGCCUGGGUUAAUCACAAUGCCAAGCACAGGGAGAAGGUUUACACAAUGGUCAAAAGAGUCAGCCAGUGCAACUGAAGUCAGCAAUCCUGAGUUUUCGCCAAUCAGAAGCCACAAGCGACGAUCCACAAUGGCUACAACACUUACUAAAACCCCGACCGUUGAUCACAGUUUUCUAUUCAAAUUAAGAUGUGACCACUGCAAAGCUUAUAUCAAGCCUGUCGAGUCCUCAAUACCUACUAGUGCAGCCUGAUUUGACUGUGGUAGUAUGUGCCUACUGGGCUGCUGGUUUGGGACUUGCCUUUUUCCCCUCAUUGAUGCCUCAUAUCAGCUUUCCCAAAAAAGUGCAGCCAAUGCGGAAAAACUUUAA